Haliotis rubra (blacklip abalone) is the source of this 1751-nucleotide messenger RNA. RefSeq names its product AP-1 complex-associated regulatory protein-like. Gene Ontology annotation, biological process: regulation of Arp2/3 complex-mediated actin nucleation; negative regulation of substrate adhesion-dependent cell spreading; negative regulation of cell motility. NCBI's taxonomy places the organism in Eukaryota, Metazoa, Mollusca, Gastropoda, Lepetellida, Haliotidae. Gene Ontology annotation, molecular function: AP-1 adaptor complex binding. The record is from RefSeq and is a predicted model, not a curated record.
GGCUGCUUGGUAUCAAGGAUGUGACAUGUCACGGGUUUAAGUGAUAAUAUCAUGUAUAUGUGUUGUAGAUAGUGAAUGAUUGUGGUCGGUUUCAAUAUGGGCAACUGCCUCAGGAAAUGUUGUGGCCUGUUUGACAAACGCCGCAAGUAUCUAAAGACUAGAUACAAUGUGGAGAGGGAUUUUUCCAUUGAGUUCGAGAACUUGAUGGAUGAUGAGCCUCAGGAGGACAUGAACCGCCCAUUGACUGAACGUGAACGAUUGCUGUUGUCCCACCAGCAGUAUGAUGCAAUUGUGCAUGAACAAAAACAAGUUGAUGCUGAUAUUGAUGCUAAGCUUGCACAACAGGAAGAGGAAAUAGAAAGGGAGGAGGAGGCAUAUUAUGAAGCCAAACGUGAGGCGGCUCGUAUUACCAAACUCCAGCGUGCCAAAGAGGCUGCUGCCAAAAAGAAUGCCACCACCAAUGGUCCACGGUCCUGGCUGGGUGACGAAGAAGACUGGGAAGUGGCUGGUGGAGAGGAUGAUUUUGAGAUCUUCCUAGCUAGUGUGAAGGCACGGUCCCUCGCUGCUGCACAGCUACGGCAAGGUUCUGGUGAUGGUCAGAGUUCGUCCAGUAGUACUGCCCAUCGAGACAAAACCGAAGGGUCAUCUCUUGACCUUGAGUGGGAACAUGAAGCUGGCGUUGUUCCUCAGUUACGACAGCGGUCGUCCACAGAAGAAAACCUGGUGGGUCUUACAAAGGACAGUCCCAUGAACUCAAAUGACCUUGAGUGGGACAAUGACUUUGUGAGUGCAGAAGAAUUAGAAAAAGAACAGUUGAUAUCACAUUCCAAUGGACGGUGAUAGUCAUUCUGCAAUAGAAUUGAAACCAUGCAUUUAGAGAAAUACCAUCAACAAGGAGGCCAGUCAAAGGUCAAGACAAGCCAUCCAAUGUAGGUUAUUGACCUUGACCUGCAUUCAAGUUACGACCUUGACCUAUAUAUCUCAGCAGAGGAGGAUGUGAGUUUCAACUUUACUUUUACCUGUAAAUAUUCAGCAAAACAAGGAACUGCUAUUAACAGAAGAAACAUUCCAGUAUGGAUAUACGAUAACAAGUGGACCAUGUAAAAUAAUCAAUGUUGUGAUGUGGCAACGAGAACAACAUUCUCAUCGCCUUCCAUGUGCCUGGCCUUGUGAACAUGUGUGUACAAGCUGAUGGAUGACAUAUGACGUUUUGCUGGUGGAUAUGUGCAUAUCAUGUAAUGAUACCUGUGUGUAUAUGUGGUACCUUCUGGGAUGAAAGGAUAUACUGAGUAGCUUUGGCUGCCAUGUUGUACAAAUGCUGUCUGUUUGAUGUUGGUCGUGCUUGAUGCCUGGGUACCAACUGUGUAUUCACUUGGGAGCACCUGCUGAGUCUGAGGAUGAAUGCUGGGAUUAUUAUUAUUAAUAUAUUAUCAUUAUUAAUAUUAUUAUACUAUUGAAGACAGAAAUAUAGAGCACUGCUUCCAUGAAAGAUGACAAGGUCAUGUUCUUGGUUUGGUCUUUAUGGGGAUAGAUUUCAAGAUAGAUUUAAUAUUUGUUUAACUUGAAAUUUGGUUCAGGACCACAGCUCCCAGAUGUCAUUCUGUUUCUUUUGAAAGGAGAAGCCAAACUAUCUUUCUGGAUCCAUCCACUAAUUGUCAGGACAUCCAGUGCCCUUGUCUUGAAAUGAAGCUUUCUGUGUGUAAUAUGGACCUGUAGAGUGUGGAUCUAUCUGUGGGUAGGAUUCUGCUUGA